AGAAAACCCCCACCUCAAUAAGCAACUGGGUGGGUAUCAUCUUCAUGAUCGUCACGAAAUCGUUCGCCACUAUCAAAAAAGAAUUAUCAGAAUGGCAAGAACAACCGCGGUGACCGCCGAUCAGCAGGCAAUCGCCAUCAAGGAACAAUUGGCGAGAGUCACCUCCCUCGUCGAGGGGUAUAUUUCCGGCCUGCCCAGUGAUGGCUCAGAGAGGACCUCGCCUGCUGAGAGUGCUGCGCAUAAUGGCAGAACCCAGGAACUCGUCAAAGAGACGUAUACUCUGCUCAAUUCCAUCAAAGGGCCAUUUAUUUCUGUCUUUAACUUUGCAGAGCAGGUGAUGCAUAUUGGGGCCGUCCGGGCCUUGUUUGGCCUUGGAGCUACGCCUAAUGAGACUCUGUACUAUCUGGGGACCUUUCAAGGAAGUCGACACCGAGACAUACAGCCACACUCCCUUCUCCCAGCCUACAUAGACCCCAACGUUACAAAUCAGUUCCUGGGCUAUGUGGACGAAUUCCUCCCUGCAUGUCUCCAACUACAUGCCUUCCUCGACUCCAACGGAGGAAAUCCGCCUGAGGACGCUACUAACUGCCCCUACACCUUAGCCCACAACACAGGAGGGAAAGACAUGUGGGACCACAUGUCCCAGUUCCCGGAAAGAUCCAAGAUCUUCAAUAGCGCCAUGUAUGCUAUUUCCACGGCCCAUCCCUGGCCCGUUGCACUCUAUCCGUUCCGCAGCACACUUGCCCAGCUGAGCACGACCAACCCUGAUACCCCGCUGGUUGUUGAUGUUGGCGGCGGACAGGGCCAAGCACUUGCUGUAAUCCGCCAACUUUGCGGGGAUAUCCAGGGUCGGUUUAUCCUGCAGGACCGAGCCGAUGUGCUGGAUGCGAUCCCGCACAACCUCCCAGGAAUCGAGAAGAUACCUUGUGAUCUCUUCAAACCCCAGCCGGUCAAAGGUGCCGCAAUCUACUUCCUCCGCCACGUCUUGCAUGACUGGGCCGAGGGCGCGUGUGUUAGGAUUCUUGAGAACAUUGCCACUGCAAUUACAGACAAGAAGACACAGCGUGUGGUUAUAUCCGAUAUGGUCCUCCCGCCGAAGGGGGUUAAUGUGGAAUCUGCCACACAAGACUUGGUCACCCUGAACACCACGGGUGCUGAGCGGUCUAAGAAACAGUGGCAACGACUGCUCACUGCAGCAGGGUUCCGCCUGGGGAACAUAUACUCCAUUGACGGAUCGUGCGAGGCGGCUAUUGAGUGCACCUGGCAGCAAGAAAUAUCAUUUUUCGAGGGCGAACCUCGCUCACGCAAGGACAGCAGCAAGGAGAGCUAG
Molecule: messenger RNA, 1330 nt
Organism: Aspergillus versicolor CBS 583.65
Lineage: Eukaryota; Fungi; Ascomycota; Eurotiomycetes; Eurotiales; Aspergillaceae
Exons: 6
Coding region: 92-1330 (412 amino acids)
Molecular function (GO): O-methyltransferase activity
Source: RefSeq, a predicted model, not a curated record